UUAGAGCAAAGUUCCCUAGAAUGAUGUACUAUCAUCUUGCAACAGUCAUAUUUGCCCUGUUGGCAGUUGGCAACGGCAAGCCUGCCUCGGAUGACUCAAGUGAGCAAAACACUUCGGAAGAACGGGGAGCCAUUGGACGAUUGAAACAGCACUUUGAAGAUGCUUGCACACGAAACAGCAACUCUAGUGUCACCUAUGCCGACGUCAUCGAAGCCGUUUCCGAGACCACCGUUUGUUUUGGAUUCAAACUAGAUUUUGGAGAAUUCCUCUCAGGCUGGAGACACCUCAACGAUGAAAAUCGUGAGGAGUUUUUUACGAAAUAUUGUCCGCUGGUUAAAAACACAACGCUGCAAUGUUUAGAACCGGUGGAGGAGCUCAGCAAGCUGUGCCUGAAUCCGGGAGCUCAGCGUGUCGAGGCUCCGGAUUUUCCCAUGUACCUAUUGCCCCAGGUGGUGGAUUUGGUGUGCGAAGAUAAUGGUGCAAUUUUUUUCGCUAGUAGUGCCGAAAGGCCAUUUGACUGCUUUGAGAAUUACUUCGGCUACAUUCAACGGUGCAUGAAGAACUUUGUCAGCGAGACAAGCGCCAAAAGUCGAGGGGAUUAUGGUGAACCUGAGUGCAGAGUUCUGGAAAAAUCACGGGAAUGUGUGAGAAGUAAUUUGGAAGACUGCGGAAGCUUGGAACUGAUACGGAUGUUUGACGUGCCGUAUAAGGCAAUCGUCAGGGAGACAGAGUGCAGAAAUUUCUUACGUAUUCCUGAUAACAAUUGAAAAUCUAUGCAAUAUUGUGAUGAAAUAAAUAUAUUUUUGCCGUUAUUUUUCUUCUAUUUGGUUGGUAAAAUCGAAUUGUAUUACUGUAACAUUCCUCGUUUACCGAUUAUUAUUUUUCGGUAAAACAUUACCGAACAAAGCUUAGUAUGUAGAGUAUCAUUCAUUUAUAGAACAAUACAAUGUUAAUCUAUCCUAGGAGCUAUUCACGAUCAACAUGGGCGUGGAUCAUACCGAAAAUCACCUCCUUCGUCCAUCUCUUCGCUUUUGGCUGCCACUGAACUUUUGCCAAAUUU
This is a messenger RNA of Ochlerotatus camptorhynchus, 1060 nucleotides long. RefSeq lists its product as uncharacterized. The coding region runs from base 21 to 767 and encodes 248 amino acids. NCBI's taxonomy places the organism in Eukaryota, Metazoa, Arthropoda, Insecta, Diptera, Culicidae. The record is from RefSeq and is a predicted model, not a curated record. The transcript is spliced from 5 exons.